This is a messenger RNA of Episyrphus balteatus (marmalade hoverfly), 2189 nucleotides long. RefSeq lists its product as uncharacterized. The record is from RefSeq and is a predicted model, not a curated record. The transcript has 3 exons. Lineage: Eukaryota; Metazoa; Arthropoda; Insecta; Diptera; Syrphidae. The coding region runs from base 1126 to 1989 and encodes 287 amino acids.
CUCAAGGUGACGAGGACCGCUCUUAACUUUUUAUGCGAAUAUAUUUGUAUUUUUUUUGUUGUUGUUUUUUGUUAGAUGUAAGGUAUACGAAAAACAAGACAUGAUCACUACUGCGGUAAAUACGCGUGAAUGAAGCCAGUUUGCAGACAUAGUCUUGGCUACCGCUACCUAACAUAACCUCAUGGUUUGAAUUGAAGAUAGUACUGGUGUAACUGUAAAUUAUGUAUUAUUGUAGGUACAUUGUUGGUUUUUCUCAGAGUAGUUGUCUUGUCUGCAAUCUCUUUCAGAUCGCACUGAGAGAGCGGGUGAAAUAAAAAUAAAAGUGCCAUCUGUGGUGGUGCUGCUGCUGAUGUUAUGGUCGUGGUCGGCGGCGCUUGGCUCGUCGUCCGUCUGUUUUGUGUAUCUUCUUCAGCUUAUGGGUUAUACAAAGUUUCUCUGAAGAUUCGUGUGAUUUUGCAAAAUCAAACCCCACCACUGCACAGGUGUAAUUCGAAUUUUCGGUGCAUUUUCGUCGAGUUGAAUAAGAAAACGAAAGUGACAUUUCUCAUCGUUUGGUUUAACCAUAGGAUUUUUUUUCGUUGAUUUGUUUGAGUGUGAGUACUUUAGCUUAUCCCGCAAAUGUGUGGGCUCUUCCUUCCCUCUACUCCGCCCCUCCAGAGGGAGCGCAGAUACUUUGCCGACCGUGUUGAACCGAUAAUAACCUCUGACGUCGUCGUCGUCCGUUGCGAUCCAACGUCGCGCCGCCGCACCGCGCUGUUUCUUCUCGAUGUACCUAUACCAAACUGCCUAUACCUCUCCCGUACAUUGGAUUCUCCGCCGCAACUCCAUCAUGGUGCCAUUCGAAUUCCAUAAUUGUUCAUCUUUCAUUGUUGUGUAUAUGCAUGCGAUUUUGCAGAGGCUUUUGAUUGGUAUAAAUGGGAGAAUCCAUUGAAGCAGAUCGUCAGUAAACAACUCGGCUUAGUGUUAUCAACACAUAAUCUUUUCUAUUCAUCACACUCCUUUAGCCAUAGGAUCGGCCAUCCAGACGCGCAUUUCCAUAAAAAGGAUUAUUAUUAUAAAAUUUUGUUCCUUCAUCAGUUUCUAUAAAACCUUUGAACUUUAAUUUUUCGUUCGUUCCGUUUUGCAAUGAGAGCCUUUAUUUUGAUUUCCUGUUUGGCGUUUGCCUCGGCUAGGCCGGAAGCUGGCUACGCUUAUAAUCGUCCUGGCGGUGGUGGCGGUGGUGGUGGUGGAAGCGGUGGAUUUGGCGGUGGUUCCGGUGGUGGCGGUUUCGGUGGUGGUGGCUUCGGUGGAGGAUCCAGUGGUGGCGGUGGAGGAUUCGGUGGUGGAGGCUUUGGUGGCGGUGGAUCCGGUGGAGGAGGAUUCGGUGGUGGUGGUUCCGGUGGAGGUUUUGGCGGUGGUGGAUCUGGAGGAGGAUUCGGUGGUGGAUUCGGAGGAGGAGCAGGAGGCGGCGGCGGUGGUGGAUUCGGAGGUGGAAGCAUUGGUGGUUUCGGUGGAGGAGGCGGUGGUUCAACCAUUGUCCAGAAACACAUUUAUGUACAUGUUCCACCACCAGAGCAAGAAGAAAACCGUCAACGUCCCAACAUUCCCGUCCAACAAUCACAGAAACACUACAAGAUAAUCUUCAUCAAGGCACCAUCACCCCCAUCGUACCAGGCUCCAGUCAUUCCGGUCCAAGCUCAAAACGAAGAGAAGACCCUUGUGUACGUGUUGGUCAAGAAGCCCGAAGAACAGCCCGAUAUUGUUAUCCCAACUGCUGCACCAACUCAACCCUCAAAACCAGAAGUAUACUUCAUCAAGUACAAGACACAAAAGGACUCAUCCGGACUUGGCAUUGGUGGAGGUAUUGGUGGUGGAUCAGGAAUUGGUGGAGGAUCAGGAAUCGGCAUUGGAGGAGGAUCCGGUGGUGGUGGAUCGACUGGAUUUGGAGGAGGUGAUAUUUCAGGACCAUCGACAUCAUAUGGUCCACCUGGAAAAUCUGGUCCAUACUAAAAACGGAAAUGGUGCUUGGCUACAACUAUAUAGCUAGUCCUAUAUAACUCUUUAACUAUAUACAUCUCUAUAACCCGCUUCUACAAAACCUUCUUCUUCUAUGCUGAACAAAUUUUUUUGUAUAUAAAAUCUUUCCUAUUUGUCUGUGUGUAAAUGUUUUUUUUAUAGUUUUUAAGGGAUGCAGUGACAAAGUUGUGUUA